UGUGCUGUUUUGUUAUUUAUAUAUAAAUAGAUAGUGAAUCUGGUUUUUCUCCGAUCCAACCGUUCUUCCACACGCAUUUUUCCUUUCUUGAAUGGAAUACAUUUCUUGAUCUCUCCUUAUUAAAAAUUGGGUUCUGGGUUUUUCUUGUGGAAAAUCAUAUAUAAGAUAUAGAUUAUGGGUACUCAGCAGACACUGAUCUACAGCUUCGUGGCGAGAGGCACCGUGAUAUUAGCAGAGUUUACGGGAUUCAAGGGGAAUUUCACCAGCAUUGCCUCCCAAUGCCUGCAGAAGCUGCCGGCAUCCAACAACAGGUUUACUUACAAUUGCGAUGGCCACACCUUCAAUUACCUUGUGGAAAAUGGAUUCACCUAUUGCGUUGUUGCUGUUGAGUCUUCUGGUCGGCAAAUUCCAAUUGCCUUUUUAGAGCGCGUUAAGGAUGAUUUUAACAAGAGAUAUGGAGGAGGGAAAGCCACAACUGCAGGUGCCAAUAGCCUGAACAAGGAAUUUGGGUCAAAACUGAAAGAGCAUAUGCAGUACUGCGCUGAUCAUCCUGAAGAAAUUAGCAAGCUUGCUAAAGUCAAGGCGCAGGUCUCUGAAGUAAAGGGAGUGAUGAUGGAAAACAUCGAGAAGGUUCUAGACCGAGGUGAGAAAAUUGAGCUGCUUGUUGAUAAAUCUGAGAAUCUCCGAUCCCAGGCGCAGGAUUUUAGGAAACAGGGAACCAAGAUUAGGCGAAAAAUGUGGUUUGAGAACAUGAAGAUUAAAUUGAUUGUGUUUGGCAUCAUUGUAGCUUUGGUUCUCAUCAUCAUUCUGUCUUUUUGUCAUGGCUUCAAGUGUGUAUAGGAGAACUCAUUUCGGAUUUUGAGUUCUCUAGUGUUGUCUAUUUCGCUUCGUUUUACAGGGAUAGAGGGCUCGGGUUUGUCGCAAGAUGCUUUCCCGGCCGAUGUUUUUCAUAAUAUAGUAAAUGAUGCAUCUCCUCUCCAUAUUGUGAAGACACAACUUUCUUGUGAUAGUCUAUCAGAUUCUGUAUAUUUGUUUCUUUAUCCAUAUUUUGGAAAUUGAGUUUUGUUGUUAUUAUUAUUAUUAUUUUUUGUAAAGAUUGAUUUAUUUUGAAAG
Molecule: messenger RNA, 1113 nt
Organism: Olea europaea var. sylvestris
Lineage: Eukaryota; Viridiplantae; Streptophyta; Magnoliopsida; Lamiales; Oleaceae
Product: putative vesicle-associated membrane protein 726
Exons: 5
Coding region: 175-840 (221 amino acids)
Biological process (GO): vesicle-mediated transport
Cellular component (GO): membrane
Source: RefSeq, a predicted model, not a curated record